Messenger RNA from Schizosaccharomyces osmophilus, 1164 nucleotides. Its product is annotated as meiotically up-regulated 180 protein-like. The record is from RefSeq and is a predicted model, not a curated record. The transcript has a single exon. The coding region runs from base 1 to 1164 and encodes 387 amino acids. Lineage: Eukaryota; Fungi; Ascomycota; Schizosaccharomycetes; Schizosaccharomycetales; Schizosaccharomycetaceae.
AUGAUGUCUUUUUCAUUCUUUUUGCGGUUAAUUACCCUUCCGUUUGUAUGGAUUUGGACAGCUAUUUUGUAUGUAACCGUGGGGACAAGAUUUCGAGAACAAGAAGCAUUUCAAAAAAGCUUUUCUCUGAAUUUGUUUGCUAUGAGCUAUACGCAUCUAAGUAGUGGGACGACGUUGAAAGAUUUUAAAUACAUCGAUGGGGGAAAGAGUUUGUUUGGUAUACUAGAAAAAAACGAGAACAAAUUCAAUCCUUCUAAAAGUCUUCCUAGCUAUGGAGAAGUAUUCACUCGAAAAGAUACUGAAAAAAUUAUCCCCGAUUCCGCAUGGCUUGCUAAACAUCCUCAAGAAAUGGGUAAAGAGGACUCCGUUAUCGUCUAUCUUCAUGGCGGAAUGUUGUGCCAUUCUAUUUCACCGGUUCAGAUUUCUGCGUUCAGUAAUAUGUAUACUCUGCUUAAAAAAAAAGGAUCAAAACCGCCUUCUAUGUUGUUUAUCGAUUAUUCUUUGCUACCUAACGGAAACACCUAUCCAACACCAAUUCUUGAAUGCUUAAAUGUUUAUGACAAGUUGGUUUCCCUUGGAUACAAGAAAAUACUUCUAGUCGGUGACUCUUCUGGUGGGUACCUCUCGCUGUCUAUGCUUUACUAUUUAAACGAAAGGUCCAAAACAAACAAGGUAGUCUGGCCUCAUGGUGUAGCGUUAGUUUCACCUUGGUUGGAUUUGAACAAUGCCGAAAAAACCAAAUCUUAUAAAAAUAAUGCUAAUAAAGAUGUGCUCACCUUCGAGGUUUCGCAAAAAUAUGGAAAAGAAUUUUUUCAACGAAAUGAGAAUUUAUACUCUUUGCCAUUAGCAAAUAUAAAUUUGAACACUUCAGAUGAUAUUUGGGCAGAACUUCCACCUUUGCGUAAAGGUAACUUUCUGGUAGUGGUUGGCAAGGACGAAAUCUUGAGAGACAGUAUUUUGGAAUGGUGCCUCGAAAAGUCCUCUCUAAGUAAAAAUUAUCCUGAAAGGAUAAUGAUCGAAAACAAGGGCAUUCAUGAUGGUUUGUUCGUUACAGAAACUUUUAUGCUCUUGAGGAAAUAUAUAACUUUUGAGGAAUGGUCUCAAAAGUUUGGAGUGAAUGCACUGUAUAACUUUAUAAAAGAAAUGGACGAUAACCUAAGUUAA